Molecule: messenger RNA, 417 nt
Organism: Capronia coronata CBS 617.96
Lineage: Eukaryota; Fungi; Ascomycota; Eurotiomycetes; Chaetothyriales; Herpotrichiellaceae
Exons: 4
Coding region: 1-417 (138 amino acids)
Biological process (GO): endoplasmic reticulum to Golgi vesicle-mediated transport
Cellular component (GO): COPII-coated ER to Golgi transport vesicle; endoplasmic reticulum membrane
Source: RefSeq, a predicted model, not a curated record
AUGUCGGGCGAGGCGUGGUUAUACCUGCUCGCUGUUUUAAUAAAUGCCGUCAAUCUCUUCCUACAGGUCUUCUUCACCAUUAUGUACAGCGAUCUAGAAUGUGACUAUAUCAACCCGAUCGACCUUUGCAACCGUCUGAAUACCUACAUCGUUCCCGAAGCGGCUGUCCACGCAUUCCUCACAUUCUUGUUCGUCAUCAAUGGAUACUGGUUGGCAAUACUGUUGAAUCUGCCUCUCUUGGCUUUCAACGCGAAGAAGAUCAUUGACAAUCAACAUCUACUCGAUGCAACGGAGAUCUUCAGGAAGUUGAAUGUUCACAAGAAGGAAUCAUUCAUCAAACUUGGUUUCCAUCUGGUCAUGUUCUUCUUCUACCUCUACAGCAUGAUUGUCGCGCUGAUUCGGGACGAGUCCAACUGA